AUGCUGGUCCGCUACUUCAAGGCGCUGCCAGACAGCGUCGAGGGCGUCCGCCGCGCAGUCGCGCGCAUGCGGGGCCUGCCGCGCCCUGAGGAGCUGGCAGAGGCAGCCGAGGAGGCGCUGGAGGGCCUGCUGACCGGGCGGCAGCUUCCCGGGUCGCCGGCCAGCGGGCGGCGGCGGCGACACCCCGCGACGGUCGUCGCGGCGACGUGA
Monoraphidium neglectum is the source of this 210-nucleotide messenger RNA. RefSeq lists its product as hypothetical. Bases 1 to 210 code for a protein of 69 amino acids. The record is from RefSeq and is a predicted model, not a curated record. The transcript has 2 exons. NCBI's taxonomy places the organism in Eukaryota, Viridiplantae, Chlorophyta, Chlorophyceae, Sphaeropleales, Selenastraceae.